This is a messenger RNA of Laetiporus sulphureus 93-53, 558 nucleotides long. RefSeq lists its product as uncharacterized. The coding region runs from base 1 to 558 and encodes 185 amino acids. The record is from RefSeq and is a predicted model, not a curated record. Lineage: Eukaryota; Fungi; Basidiomycota; Agaricomycetes; Polyporales; Laetiporaceae. The transcript is spliced from 2 exons.
AUGUCGCAGGAUGAGAUGCAUGAUAAAGCAUCAAGAGCACCUCGUCCUGCAACCACCAUCAUCUUCUCUUGCUCGCAACAUGAGCUCGGACACUCUUUUGAUUCCUCGUCCCCUCCCUCCAUUCCGCUACGCUCCUUAAUCUCUCACAUGGACAACCUCCUCACUGGCUCCUUCUUUGCUUUGCCCGCCCCUAUUGCUACUGCACUCUCGACCGCUGUGCCUCUUGGCCCUCGCAAGCUGUCACUGCAUGACUUUCCUGACAUUCUCACGGAGCUCAAUCCUGAUCGUCUUAUGGAUCCUCCUGCGGUCAUCAAAAUCAUCCGUUCAGGCCUCAAGGCAUACAUACUGCUCACAGCCUUGAUGAACGAGGCCUGUCGCAGUGUCCAUAGGCUGGCUCACCAUCAAAAGGAGACUCUUAAGAUCAAGAACGGAUCUGUCACCGUCUCACUUCUGGUCCUCGAUGCCUCUUGUGAACCGUUCCUCUUUGCUGCUGAAUUCCAGCAAGCCUACCCAUGCUACCUUUCUCUCAUUCAUGCGCACUACCCGAGGCAAGGGUGA